GUAAGUCAAUACGCACAGACUAACCCUAAUGCUUCAAUUGCAGUACACAACACUUGUCCACCUCAGUGUACUCGUGGUCAGCCAUGAGACUGGUACUCCCUAACCCAGGACUGGAUCUCCGGAUCCCUAACCAUGAGGAUCUGGAGAGGAUGGAGAAGGAGGAGGCCGGGGACAGGCCCAAGUGGGACAACAAAGCCCAGUACAUCCUUACCUGUGUGGGCUUCUGCAUUGGGCUCGGUAACGUGUGGCGAUUCCCUUACUUGUGUCAAAGUCAUGGAGGAGGUGCCUUUUUGAUCCCCUACUUGAUCCUGCUGGUGUUGGAAGGAAUGCCCCUCCUGCUGCUGGAGUUUGCCAUCGGCCAGCGUCUCAGGAAAGGUAGCGUAGGAGUGUGGAGGGCCAUCAACCCUUAUCUGACUGGUAUUGGUAUAGCGUCCAUGCUGGUGUCAUUUUUGGUUGGACUGUACUACAACACCUUAAUAGCCUGGAUCAUCUGGUAUCUCUUCAAUUCCUUUCAAAGUCCGCUGCCUUGGGCCCAGUGUCCUCUCAAUGACAACGGGACAGGAUAUGUAUCAGAGUGUCAACGGAGUUCCACGGUGGAUUACUACUUUUAUCGAGUGACUCUGAACAGUUCGGCCUCUAUAGCUGACUCAGGAGGAAUCCACUGGCCUAUAGUAGUCUGCCUGUUAGUUGCAUGGACUGUCGUCGCUAUCUGCUGCAUAAGGGGCAUCAGCACUUCAGGCAAGGCAGUAUAUGUCACAGCCAUCCUGCCUUACAUAGUGCUGGGCAUCUUCCUUAUCCGAGGACUGACUCUUAAAGGCGCCCUGAGUGGAAUAAAGUUCCUGUUCACACCAGACGUUGAUGAGUUGAUUAAUCCAACUACCUGGCUGGAUGCAGGUGCUCAGGUCUUUUAUGCCUUUGGUUUGGCAUGGGGAGGCCUUAUCUCCUUCUCAAGCUACAACCCUGUUCACAACAACUGCAUGCAAGAUGCUGUGAUCCUGUCAGUCGUAACUGGCCUUACCUCGGUCUACGCUGCCGCAGUCACCUACUCCAUCAUUGGCUUCAGGGCCACAGAGAAAUAUGAUAACUGUCUCAGUGAUAACAUCAUGAAAUUAUUAAAUGCAUUUGAGCUUCCUGAAGACAGCAUCACUACGGGCAACUAUGAGGCAGCCUUUAACCAUCUCAACAGCUCCUACCCUAAUAUUGUUCCUGGAUUGGACAUCAAAACCUGCGACAUGCAGAAACUUCUCAGUGAGGGAGUGGAGGGAACAGGUCUGGCCUUCAUUGUAUUUACAGAAGCCAUCACCAAGAUGCCGGGUUCUCCAAUCUGGUCUGUCCUCUUUUUCGUCAUGCUUCUCUGCUUGGGACUCUCAACCCUGUUUGGCAACAUUGAAGGAGUGGUGGUUCCACUGAAAGACCUCAAUGUAUUUCCUAAAAAAUGGCCUCAUGAAGCACUGACUGGAAUAACAUGUGUUGUCGCCUUCAUCAUCUGCCUCCUGUUCACCCAGCACUCAGGGAUUUAUUGGGUAACUCUGUUUGACACCUUCGCCGGAUCUGUUCCACUUCUAACCAUUGGAUUGUUUGAGAUGAUAGCUGUUGUUUACGUCUACGGCAUAGACAGGUUCAAUGCGGACUUGGAGUUCAUGGUCGGACGUAAGCCCUCCAUCUUCUGGCAGGUUACAUGGAGGUUCAUCAGUCCUCUAAUCGUUCUGGUCAUUUUAGUUUUCUACCUGGUGACACAAGCCCAAAAAGAGCUCACAUAUUUAGUCUGGGAUCCCAACUCUGAGAAGUUCCCGUCUCUGGUGUCAGUACCGUAUCCAUCAUGGAUCUACGUGAUCAUCUUUCUUUUGGCAGGAAUCCCCAGUCUAGCAGUUCCUCUGUAUGCUUUAUGUAGGCUGGUCUUUGUUUGCUGUAAGAAGAAAAUAGUACCAAGACAAAACAUUAGUGACUAAAAAAUUUGCCAGAUGUCCUAAACUGUUUACUGAUGCUUUAUUGAUGCACUUCAGAAAGGUGCUGACAUUCUGCUCAUGUUUUGUGCAAAUUCAUUGCUGCUGUGUCAAUAUACUGUACUUCAAUCCAGGUUUUAUACCUGUUUAUCCUUGCCGUUUAAAUCAUUUCUGUCUCUGUGAAAUAUAAUUUUACCUAUGUAACCUCACAACAAAUGACUAAUAAAAUGUAUACUAAAUCUA
This is a messenger RNA of Dicentrarchus labrax (European seabass), 2186 nucleotides long. Its product is annotated as sodium-dependent neutral amino acid transporter B(0)AT1-like. The record is from RefSeq and is a predicted model, not a curated record. Gene Ontology annotation, biological process: sodium ion transmembrane transport. The transcript is spliced from 12 exons. NCBI's taxonomy places the organism in Eukaryota, Metazoa, Chordata, Actinopteri, Moronidae. Gene Ontology annotation, cellular component: membrane. Bases 84 to 1949 code for a protein of 621 amino acids.